UCUGCCCUUUGCAGUCUCCCAUCUCCCCAACCCAGGCCUUAGCCUGUCUCAUUUUUCUAUCAGAGGUGCUGGAGGAGCAGCAGAAUCAGGCCCAACUCCCAAUUCCCUCUCCCCAGUCUUCUCCAGGUGUCCCCUCCCACAGGAAAAGGACCACAUGGCCUGGAGAGCCCCACACCCACUGCUACUGCUGCUGCUGCUGUUCCCAGGCUCUCAGGCACGAUCCAAGGCUCAGUUACUUCAAAGUGUGGCAGGGCAGACGCUAACCGUGAGAUGCCAGUACCCGCCCACGGGCAGGCUCUACGAGAAGAAAGGCUGGUGUAAGGAGGCUUCAGCACUUGUGUGCAUCAGGUUAGUCACCAGCUCCAAGCCCAGGACGGUGGCUCGGACCUCUCGAUUUGCAAUCUGGGACGACCCUGAUGCUGGCUUCUUCACUGUCACCAUGACUGAUCUGAGAGAGGAAGACUCAGGACAUUACUGGUGUAGAAUCUACCGCCCUUCUGACAACUCUGUCUCUAAGUCCGUCAGAUUCUAUCUGGUGGUAUCUCCAGCCUCUGCCUCCACACAGACCUCCUGGAUUCCCCGCGACCUGGUCUCUUCACAGACCCAGACCCAGAGCUGUAUGCCUCCCACUGGAGGACCCAGACAAGCCCCUGAGUCUCCAUCUACCAUCACUGUCCCUUCACAGCCACAGAACUCCACGCUCCGCCCUGGCCCUGCAGCCCCCAGUGCCCUGGUGCCUGUGCUCUGUGGACUCCUCGUAGCCAAGAGCCUGGUGCUGUCAGCCCUGCUCGUCUGGUGGGUUUUAAGGAAUCGGCACAUGCAGCAUCAAGGGAGGUCUCUGCUGCACCCAGCUCAGCCCAGGCCCCAGGCCCAUAGACGCUUCCCACUGAGCCACAGGGCCCCAGGUGGGCGGCCAGCCUCCAACAAGGCUGGGCUCCCAGGAGCUCCUCCCUGACUUCUGACCUCUGCUGUUAUCCACAAAGAAAAGGCCAGGACUUGAUCCAAGGCCUUUGGCCACGCCCUCCCUGCAGAGCUGCAGAACCCAGGCCCUCUACUUGCUCACCCUCAGUUUACACUGCGGCCAGCACCCCGUUGUGGGAGCAAAGCCCAGCGCCUGCAGCAUCUUUCUACCAAACCUGAGUCACUGAUGACAAUCCCUCUUCCCUGCCUCCUCCUCCUAUCUAUAGCCCCUGAUAAAAGAAAAACUUGAGGCCUGGAACACUGGUGGCUGACACCUGUAAUACCACCACUGUGGGAGGCCAAGGCUAAAGGAGUUCCCAGUUGCAGUGAGCCACGAUCAUGCCACUGCACUCCAGCCUGAGCCACGGAGUGAGACCUUGUCUCUAAAACAGAAAAGAAGAAAAGAAACACUUUAGACAAAAUCAAUUUAACAGAGUUUAUUUGAGCAAAGAACAAUUUGCAAAUUGGGCAGCCCUCAGAACCAGAAGAGGUUUAGAGAACUCUGCUCUGCAACCUGGGCAGUUGUAGACACAGAAAAAGACUGAAGAAAGCGGAAACAAGGAACAAAAAGAAAUUGGUCAUUUCAAAGUUACCUUCUUGGUAAAAGGUUAAAGCAGAGGGGACUUCCCUACCAUACCGGCUAAAACUGACCUGUUCAGGGAUUUGGCUGUUACAUCUCUCUCCUAAUUUCUCGGAAGGUGAGAUAAACAACUUGGUUUUGGCUUGGUGGUGUGGAACCUUAGCACCAGUGACCCCAUUUUGGUUUGGGCUGUUGGGCCUAGUGCAGGAGCUCAGUUUAAACCAAUGGCCUCUUAUUACUCUUAUUUAACACCCCAAAUCCAGACGCCUGGGUCACCCCAACGUUUCCCUCUCCCUCUCCCCUUGCUCAGCCACACUCUGCCAAGGCCUCUCCUAUUGUGCCUCCUCCCCCUUUCCAAGCCCCUUCACCUCACACUGGCACUCGGACCACUGUGUCAGCCACCUAACGGGGGGUCCUGUCUUCAGUCCCCGCCUCCUAGAUUGUUCCCCUGAUAUGUCCCUUCCCAACAAUACCUCUGUGCAUUUCUUCCACCCAGGAAUUGAAGUCCAGUGUCGUUACUGGGGUCCCAAUAAUGCUUUGCCUAGAUCAGCCACCCCUGCAGCACAGCUCCCCGCUGUGCUGUCCUUACCACCACCAACAUGGCUGCAGCCUCCACAAGGAAGGGAACCUUUCUUUUUUCCUGCACAAGCUGGUCAAGAGGCGCCUCAACUCGCCACAUUCAAGAUCACUCCGUGCCUUGCCCCAGGCCUGUCACCCCCACAGUGCUGUUCUCUCUUUCUGACACUUACAAUCCCGAUGUUGGACCUACCGGACGGAGCCUGACGUGAUUAUCUUUUCUCUCCUGUUUGUCAUCUAUUUUUCUUUAUUCCUACUUUCUGAGAAAGUUCCCCAAGGUUACAUUCUAUUCAAAUGUUUUCAAUGUACACGAUCACAUUUUUCAUUUCUAAACGGUCCAUUUGUUCUCCGAAUGUUCCUUUUUAUAGCACAGCAUGUUUUAUUUUGGCAAGCCACAUUUUCUCUGGAAAUAUUAAAGUUUUAACUUUUGAACUUU
Messenger RNA from Gorilla gorilla gorilla (western lowland gorilla), 2552 nucleotides. It is a transcript of the gene NCR2, whose product is annotated as natural cytotoxicity triggering receptor 2. Gene Ontology annotation, cellular component: cell surface. Bases 155 to 955 code for a protein of 266 amino acids. Lineage: Eukaryota; Metazoa; Chordata; Mammalia; Primates; Hominidae. The record is from RefSeq and is a predicted model, not a curated record. The transcript has 5 exons. Gene Ontology annotation, molecular function: signaling receptor activity.